This is a messenger RNA of Aquila chrysaetos chrysaetos, 6092 nucleotides long. It is a transcript of the gene PPIL6, whose product is annotated as peptidylprolyl isomerase like 6. Gene Ontology annotation, molecular function: peptidyl-prolyl cis-trans isomerase activity. Gene Ontology annotation, biological process: protein peptidyl-prolyl isomerization. NCBI's taxonomy places the organism in Eukaryota, Metazoa, Chordata, Aves, Accipitriformes, Accipitridae. The record is from RefSeq and is a predicted model, not a curated record. The coding region runs from base 5088 to 5975 and encodes 295 amino acids. The transcript has 9 exons.
GUUAUACCACCUAUGAAAAUCUUACUGAUUAAUUGUAUAAGUUUAAGCUUACAAUAAAUAUUCUGGCAGUUUCAUCCUAACAACUUUGGAUUUUAUCUAAAAUACUGUAAUGUGCAGCCAUAAUACUGUCUAGUCAUAAAUUUACAGGAGCUUGCACUGAGAUUCUUCUUGCCGUAUAUUUAUGAAUCCUGAAAUGCUUAAAAGCUGGUUACAAGCUAAAUUCUAAGGCUACCAGUGAAGUAACUGUUAAAUACUUUCCUCUUCUUUUGAACUUUGAUUUGUUCAUUAUGAAGUUAUCCUUGCAGGAUUAAGUACAGUGGUAGUUAUGCAUGAGCCACUAUCACAUAGUGAUUGCUCGAUGCUUUCCCUAUAGCUAAAAAAAAAGUGAAGUUUUGGGUUUGGAAUUUUCUUACGUUUUUCUACAAAUGACCAGUGAAGAAAUGAGCUGCUGUGAAUAGCACAGCAGUGACUAAUCUUGCACCCUGCAUUGCUUAAGCUGUCAGCCCACAUUGUAGCUUGCGCUUGAGAAGCUCGUGUGGGUUCUCAUACCACAAAUGUUGCUUUUUUGACGCCAUUUGCUUCCUUUCUAGAGAACGCAUUUCUAUGAAAGAUGAAAAUGAAUCCUUCUUCUGUGUGUGCAUUUUUAAGGCUGCAAAUGAAGCAUAGGAUUGCUUUGAGUUUGAAAGGAAACCCCUUCAGCUUUGCUUUUUAGUCCAGCUGCCACUAAGAACUAUUUAGCAAAAAAACGCAUCCCUUAAAAACUACAUUUCAAAGCAGCUCUCUAAAUAGCUUUACUCCUUAGCCAGUAAACAUCUUAACUUCUCAUUUUCUCACAUAGACUAAUCUUAACAAAUCCAUCUCACUGCUUACUAUGUUAAAAUGAGAUUAGGAUUUUAGACAUAAACGCGGGACAAUAAGAUGACUACAGAAGGGUCCAUUUUUGUGAGCAGUUAGCACCGUUGUGUGUUUCUUCAACUCCAUUUGUAAGUUACCCCAUGUAGUUGAACUCUAAAAGGUUUUUACUAUUCUUUUUUCAAUUACAAGUUUAUGAAAUUUUGGAUUUUUCUGAAGAUUUUGGCUGAUUCCCAGGUGAAAGUUGAAACAAAUCCUUGAGGGGUAGAGCAAACAGGCUGUGUUAAGCGUGUGUUUGCCUAUUGUGUGUACACUUACUCUGCUUCCCAAUUAUAUUCAUGGUUUAGCUGUAAGUAGCAUUUCUUGACCUCGGCACUCAAGUUCUGUGCCGAGACGCUGGCAGUGUGGAUUAGUCCAGUGGGCCUUCCAGUCUAACAUCUCAUUUUUGAUAGGUGUCUACCAGAAUAUUUAUUUCCUGUGAGCUGUGAAAGCAAAUUAUUCUGCCAGGAGGAGAAGCUUCAUCCUAGUGUGUGUUACUUGGCAAGGUUGGGGGGUUUUGUAAUACUUGUUUUAUGCUCUCUUUUCUGCUCAGAGGGACUAAAAAAGCACUGCUGGGGGUUUUACAGCAAUAACCUCCUAGUGUCUAAGUGGAAGAGGAGAUGACUGCUUCACCGUGAACUCUUUGCAAACUGAAUGCUUAUUCACAGGUUAAGUUAGGGGUGUUGAGCCUGGCGUCGACCUUGCCAGUUGUUCAGGAAGGAGUUCUGCUUGCAUCUCUUUCUUUGUAAACCGCUUGUUUUACUGUCUUAGCUGGUUAGUCAUCAUGAUCAAAUUCAUGGUUGGUGUUUGCUAAGACCUAUCCUAGUGUGCUGGGAUUUUUUUUUUUUUUUUUCCCCCCACUUCGCCUUAAAUGAAAGCUAGCAUGGGAUUCGUUCCUAGUCAUUGACCCAAUGCCCAUGUGAACAUAGCAGCCUGGUACGUUUUCUGUCUCCCCACGUCUCCCAUCUCUGCAGCAGACUGUCUCACUGGCUGUGUAAGGAGAAGCCGAGUCCCGCUUGGGAGCGGCUGGGAGGAGACCGGUUUGCCAAGCAGGUGUGCCCCGGAGCUGGGCAGCCGUCGGGGUGCUUCCUGGAGACGCUUAUCUUCCCGUGGUCAGAAGUCCGUCCCUGCAGGCUUUUUGCCAAUCCUGCUGCUAUCGCACGUUCUCUUCGGGAGCGGAGAAGGAACAGUCUCUUUCAGAUGCUAUCUUGGACUGAAAGGAACUGAAAUGGCCGCAGCCGCAGCAGGUGGGGAGGUUUGGAGCGUGGAGGCCUUCAGAAUCACACAGAAGCAAAAUUCUCGGGUCUCGUGUCAGGGCACAUGUGCACAUUUCAAAGGACUUCAUGUUUCCAAGAACAUUUGCUGCAUGGCCUUUGAAAGGGUUUCAGUGUCAUGGUUUAAAUGUGCUGUACAACUUCUUGUGCUUUCCGUACUUUUCUUCAUGGUAAUCGUCGCUGUCUCCAAACCGAAUGCAGCACGGCGCGUCCGCCGCAGCUGGCAGAGCACAGCGGGACUGGCAAACUCCCGUCUGACUCUUAACACCAGCAAAACAUCUGUCCUCAUCUAAGAAAUAUGAAUAAGCUUGCAGAACAGCAUCAUCAUCUGGUCAUAAACAGGUAGCAGAAAGAGGCUGAAAUGAAUAGUAAUCAUCCAGUUUAAGAUUUUGAUAUAUGUAAUCAUGAUGAUUGGCAACCUGUUGAAUAGAUUUUAACGUACCUGAAUUGCAACAUGUUGUGAAAAGAAGGGGAGAAAUAAAAGCCAGAAUGGAUAGAGGCAGCAAGUAAUCCAUGGCUCUGGGCUUGCUCUUGUUUUUUAAAAAAGCCCAUCAUAAAUUUGCAGAAAACAGUCCUGUACAGCUAGUGAUAUUACUAGCUCGUUGGCUAAUAAUGUUACGCUGGUUUGGCUAAUUGUUGCUUUUCUUAUUGACUUAGACUUAUAGUUAAUUCCCUUUCUUGCCCACAAUGGCAGUAAGAAUUUCCAUGCUAGAAAUUAUCAGUAAAAAAACCCCAGCUAAAUAUUUAUUUUUUUUUAAAGAAGAAGGAGUAAACAGGAGCCAGUCAUAUGUAUGUGCAGAACUAAAUUUCAGGAGCAGGGUUUAUGUGUAAAUUUAAGCAUAUUUACAAAACACAGACAUCAAUCUGUUUUUUUGAAAAUAAUAUGCAGUGGAUUGCUCUGGUUUUAAUACUUAUGUUUUGUAGUACAAAAAGGAGGAAAGAGACAUUUUUUAAAAGGCCAAAUAAACUUCAGUUGUAUUAAUCUGUAUCAAGCUAAAAAUAUGGAUGUAGAGAAAAAUAGAUAGCGGAGUAUUUUCUGAAGCAUUACUGAUUUUGUGUUUGACUCCGGGUAUGCUGCUUCUCUUCCUGAAUUUAUAUAAGGCUGCUCUAGACUCUUUUUGGCAAUAGCAGCAGCCAUAUGGUCUGGCUACUAAAAUUAGGUUCUGCAGAGGCUCUGGCAGCUCGGGAGGAGGAAGGAAAGGGCUUUCCUUUGCAUCGCUCAGUCACAGCCUGUACACAACGUAGCUGCAGUCGCACACGCCGUUUGCUGCGGUUCGCGACCGUCACGCCUCGGCUCGUCUGCUGCCAUCCAGUAUCUGCGUGUAAAUUAAAACUGCCUCGUCUACCGUAGGAUUGGAAUAUGUCCCGUUGUCCAAAUUGUCCAAUAGCCCUCAGUUUUCUGCAUUUUUUUCAGCAGGACAACUUCAUAAUAUGAAAUGAUAACAUCUUGCGCACGGGUCUUUCAGGCAAGGGAGCGGCUGUGGUGGCUAAACCUUCUGAAUCUGAUCACCUUCACCGUCUUUGGUACCGUGAGGAUGGAGCUCUUCAGAUCCAACGUUGCUGCAAAUCCCAACAAAAUAGUUAGAAAAGUGUUGCCCUAAUGAAUCGCUGUAAGAAAAUCUCACUGAGCCACACGCGGACCAGAGGAACUUCAGGGCUACGUGGGGGAGCCCUUCUGCAACCUAUGAUUUUUCUCAGUCUGAAUUUUUUACAGGCCCGGGUAGUUGAGAAACAUCUAGCUAAGAGGCUAUAGGCUUUCUGGUUCUGACUCUGUGGUUAUGUACAAAUUUAGCACUUUGUAAAGCCAUUUGGAUAUACAAUUGAAAAAGAAGAAGAGUGCGCAUUGUUAUUAAGAUGAGAAAUUAAUACAGUUUUUAUUGCAUUUAACGUACGUUUGUUCUGCAGAACAUAUUUUCUGCGUGAAAAUCACAACUGUCUCAUCUGCAAUAGGAUUUUGACGUGUCAAAGACAUGUUUUUCCUGGGGAUGUGGCGAUUGUUCCAUCGCUCCACCAUGUCACGAAAAGUUACGCCAAUUUUUGACACGACACACAGUUCAGUUCUGUCACUUCGAACACCGGCGUCUCCUAAAAUUCAUCCUCCUCAAAGACGAAAAGCGACCUGACCCAGGCGCGCUGACAGAAGCCCGUGCUGACCCUACAGCUGUCCCACAAAACUGCUCGUGCACGUGCUGCGUUCGCCGAAAGGGCACGAAACCGCCGCGGUGGCACAAAUCUUUGGUGCGGGAGCCGUGACCUCUCUGGAACCGCUCCGUCCGUGCCCCGUACCGCUCUGCCCACGCCGCCGGCGGGAACGAUGUCCCGGCAGCGCCCGGUGAAUGCAGCCGUGGGAAGGAGUUUCUGCAUCAAAAGGAGAUGCACGCUUUACACGGGGGGUAAUUAAGCUGUAAAUCUCGUUGCCACGGGAUUUUGCGGGUCCGGGUAUUUACAUUUGCCUGAAGAGCGAAGAAAUUCACAUGAAAAAGAGCCACCAAGGGGAAUUAAACACAAAUCCUGGGAAAUCCUUGAGCAGAGGCUGGGAGUGUAACGGGGAAGCACUGCUCUCGCGUUUGCUUAUCCUCGCCGCUUUUUGCUGCGCGUCUGCUAUUAGCCACCGUUAGCAACAGGAUAUUUCAUCGUUUCUUUUAAAUGAACCCCUACUGACCGGCAUCCCUCGUGAGCUCUGGAAAGAGCUGGCUUCGGUCCUCUGCUCCGCCGCAUGCUUUCUGUAUAACCUCAUUUUCCUUCCUUCAGGGAAAAACAGAAAUCGGAGCGUUUCCCACACUCUGACAGGGUUGAAACUGCUCGUGUUAGGCUUGGGAAGCGCUUAGGAACGCGGCGGGGGAGUGUGUGUGUGUUGGUGUCCGGCGUUGCCGCGGAGCCGGGCUCUGUUGACGGACUCGGAGUCGCGGUGGCCAGGGUGCCAUGGGCCCGCGGCGGGUGCCGGUGGCUCUGACGGUGGUGGGACUGCUCCGGGAUCCGGCUUUCCACGUGGCCAAGUGCACGGCAGAGGCUCUGAAGCUGAAAUUUCCAAGGAAGUUUACAGAUCCUGUAAUACAGCCUUUAGCGGAAUUUGCAUGGCGUGAAUAUUUACAGGAGAAAAAGAAGGAGCUGAGAGGCGAGGUGUGGGCUUACGCCUCCUCGGUGAUGUGCUUCAUCGCCGGCCAGCUGCUGGGGGACGAGAAGGAGCUACUUGAGUGGUCUUACCGUGAGUGGGACUAUCGCGACUUCAAGCCCGAGGCACUUUACCAAGCGAUUGCUGAGGAUUUCUACGUCAAGCAUCUGAAAAACAGCCAGCACGUGUUCGUGUACCUGGAGAUAGCCAUUGAGGAACAGCCCGUCGGGAGGCUGCUGUUUGAGCUCUUUUCAGAUGCGUGUCCCAGGACCUGUGAGAAUUUCCGUGCCCUGUGCGCCGGAGGAGCAAAGUCUCCCUGCGACGGCCGAGAGCUCACCUACAAAAACUCCCUUUUUCAUCGCCUCGUGAAAAACGGGUGGAUCCAAGGAGGAGACAUCGUAACUGGAAAGGGAGAUGGAGGAGAGUCAAUUUAUGGCCCCACCUUUGAAGAUGAAAGCUUCUCCAUCCGUCACAAGGGAAGAGGGGUCCUUGGGAUGGCCAACAAGGGCCGCCACAGCAACGCUUCGCAGUUCUACAUCACCCUCCAGCCAGCUCCCUACCUGGACAAAAAAUACGUGGCUUUCGGGCAACUGAUUGAGGGCACGGAGGUCCUCCAGAGACUGGAAGUCGUACCUACCUACAACGAAAGGCCUACGGUAGCCUGCAAGAUUAUUAACUGUGGGACCUUUGAGCCAUGAUCACCAGCUGGUUUUCCUGCCUGCUGUAAGGUAGAGCGCUAUUUUCCACUCAGCUUUUUACAGACCUUGAUGGCUUUUACUUAAGGCAAAAAUAAAAGCGCUACUGGCACAUGUGAA